AUGUCCUCUGCUCAAGAUUACGCCACCAAGAUCUCUAUCGAUAGAUUCGAUGGAGACAACUACGCGACGUGGAGCCGCUACAUGCGUGGCGUGUUCCUGACCAAGUCGACGUGGCACGUGGUCAACCGGGAGACCACCCCCACCUUCGCCGAUCCUCGCGCCAGUGAUGAGUACGUCAAGACGAACAACAUUGCGUUUGGCUUGAUGUUACUUCACAUGAGCGCGGACUAUCAUCACGUGGUUGAUGACUGCGAUGAGGCCUGGGUUGCGUGGACACGGUUGAAGACUCUCUACGGCGGAUCGCAGAAGACGGGACGGAUCUUCUUGAAGCGACAGCUGUUCAGCAUGGAGAUGGCGGAAGGCGGCAAUGUAAUGCAUCAUUGCAAUGGAAUUCUCAACAUCAGCGCCAAGCUCAGCAGCAUCGGCGCCAAGAUGGAGGACGAGGACGUGGCGAUCUGCUUGUUGUGCAGUCUCCCCAAGAGCUACGAGAACGUCGUGCUGAACUUGGAGAUGAGCAGCACGGAACUGCGGACGCAAGACGUCGUGAAGGUGCUGACUAAUGAGCACAUCAAGAGACAAGGAAACAAGACGACAUCGGUGAAAACUGAGGAAGCGACCAAGGCCUUCAGUACCGAGCGUGAGCUUCGUCAGUGUACGUUCUGCGGAAAAUUGGGGCACACGGUAAAAAAGUGCUGGACCAAGCAGAAGGAAGACAACCGAGGAGCUCGACGCGGCGGCAAUGCCCGUGGACGCGGAGCGAAUCAAGCCCAGUAG
Molecule: messenger RNA, 774 nt
Organism: Peronospora matthiolae
Lineage: Eukaryota; Oomycota; Peronosporomycetes; Peronosporales; Peronosporaceae
Source: the annotation of a GenBank genome assembly